This is a messenger RNA of Schistosoma turkestanicum, 246 nucleotides long. The record is from the annotation of a GenBank genome assembly. Lineage: Eukaryota; Metazoa; Platyhelminthes; Trematoda; Strigeidida; Schistosomatidae.
AUGUGUGAUGUAAUGCCCACUAUAUCGGAGGAUGGUAAUUCGAGUCAAGGAGAUCGGGACUCACAAGCAAGUGGAGAGGGAACAAAUGUUGAAGAUAUGCUAUUGAGUAUUUUGGAUGAACGUGACAGAUUAAUGGAAAGUUUACAUGAUGCACAAGAUCAAUUGGUAUUUACACAGAAUCGACUUGCAGAAGCUGAAAGAGAAAGAGAUGUUUUAAAUAGACAGUUAUCUGAAAAACUUCCUGAA